Messenger RNA from Thermothielavioides terrestris NRRL 8126, 1665 nucleotides. RefSeq lists its product as uncharacterized. Gene Ontology annotation, cellular component: membrane. The transcript has 2 exons. Lineage: Eukaryota; Fungi; Ascomycota; Sordariomycetes; Sordariales; Chaetomiaceae. Gene Ontology annotation, biological process: monosaccharide transmembrane transport. Gene Ontology annotation, molecular function: hexose transmembrane transporter activity. The record is from RefSeq and is a predicted model, not a curated record. Bases 99 to 1625 code for a protein of 508 amino acids.
CCACAAUAACAUUAGCUCGACAAUACCCAACAUCUUGCAUCUUGCCAUGUGUAUCAAUCAGCGAUCAGCAUAGAAAUAUUUGAGCAGUCUUUCCUGCGAUGGCGUCGGCGCUGAGCGAUGUCACGCCGUAUCUGGUGGUGCUCGUGGCGGUGGCCACCCUCGGUCCGCUCCAGUUUGGCUAUCACUUGGCCGAACUGAACGCGCCCGAGGAUGUCAUCACCUGCCACAAGAAGGCUGUUUCCACACUUGACAAGCUGAUGUCGCUCGGCUCCAAGACGGCCGCGGCCGACUGCAUCCCGAUGAGCCGGGCGGCGUUUGCUGCCAUUUCGGCCAUAUUCACACUCGGUGGGCUCAUUGGCGCCCUGGCCGCGGGGCCAUUCACGUCGCGCCGUGGCCGUCGGCUUUCGAUGCAGGCCACGGCCAUGUUCUACCUGGUCGGGUCUGCGAUUGAGACCCUUGCUUCGUCGGUCCCGGUCAUGGUGGUCGCUCGCUUUCUCACCGGAAUCGGUGCCGGUGCAAGCACGGUGAUUGUGCCGCUGUACAUCAGCGAGGUAGCCCCGCCGACGAAGCGCGGCUUCUUCGGCGCCUUCACGCAGAUCAGCAUCAACCUGGGUAUUUUGUUCACCCAGACACUGGGCUACUUCCUGAGCCACGAUAGCGCCUGGCGCUGGAUCUUCGGCACCGGUGUCAUCGUCGCCCUGGCGCAGGGCCUGGGCUUGUUGAUUGUGCCGGAGAGUCCGUCGUGGACCGCCAACGUGAAAGGCGACGUUGUCCGUGCCCGUCGUGCCCUGCAGCGCAUUCGGGGCAGGCACACCAACGUUGAUGAGGAAGUCGAGGCGUGGGGGGCUGGCGACGGCAAGCCGCCUGGCGAGCGCGAGCGGUUACUUGCGCGGAGCGAUAGCGACUCGGCGGAGGCGACUGCCGGGCUGCUGUCGCCGCCACCUACCGCUUCGAGAAGCCAGAAGUCGCAUCUGGGCUUUGUGCAGGUCGUCCGCGACCCGCUGUACCGUCCAGCGAUCACGGCCGUGGUAGGCAUCAUGUUCGCCCAGCAGCUAUGCGGCAUCAACUCCAUCGUCAUGUACUCCGUGUCGCUGCUCAAUGACCUCCUCCCGAUUAGCUCGGCGCUGCUGACUAUUAUCAUCUCGGUCAUCAACCUGGGCACUACAAUUGCCGCCUCGCCGCUUCCGGACCGCUUCGGCCGCAAGACGUGUCUCCUUACGUCGAUCAUCGGCCAAGGGUCAAGCUCGCUGGCGCUGGCGCUUUCGAUCCGCUUUGGCUUCAAGAUCAUGUCGGCCAUCGCAGUUCUUCUGUUUGUGGCUUUCUUUGCUCUGGGCCUCGGCCCUGUGCCCUUCAUCAUGGCGUCGGAGCUGGUCGGCCCGGAGGCUGUUGGUGCCGCACAGUCUUGGGCGCUGGCGGCGAGCUACAUCGCGACCUUCCUUGUCGCCUACCUGUUCCCCAUCGUCAACGAGGCGCUGAAUACCGCGUUGGGCGGCGCGGGCUGGGUGUACUUUAUCUUCGCCGGCUUCGCCUUGCUCUGGGCAGCCUUUGUCACACGCAACGUGCCCGAAACAAGGGGGAAGAAGGACGCGGAUGAGGUAUGGGGACGGACUAGGCGUACUGAUUGACGAGAUUGAGCGCGGAGUUUGGGAGCAAUGACUUGUUCGC